This is a messenger RNA of Bombyx mori (domestic silkworm), 702 nucleotides long. RefSeq names its product cathepsin L like protein (gene Catl-like). Gene Ontology annotation, biological process: positive regulation of apoptotic signaling pathway; immune response; positive regulation of peptidase activity. Gene Ontology annotation, molecular function: cysteine-type endopeptidase activity; cysteine-type endopeptidase activator activity involved in apoptotic process. Gene Ontology annotation, cellular component: lysosome. Lineage: Eukaryota; Metazoa; Arthropoda; Insecta; Lepidoptera; Bombycidae. The record is from RefSeq and is marked provisional.
AUUGGGAGCGGAUUUCGGGAAAAUGAAUCGGUUUUGGUUGUUAAUAUUCGGCCUGCCCUUCGUGGCGGCAGCGACAAUAGACUUGAAAGACGAACCUCUAGAUUGGCCUGAAACAUACCAUUUCGAAGCCGUCAGGAUGUCAAUUAGUGCCGGCAACGUACAAGACUACUCAGUAUGGAAAACAAAUCAUUCGUCACGCGUCGACUACAACAAAGGAGCUGUGAAAAGUAUUAUCGUAGAUGAAAACGCAAAAUACAGAUACGGAGUCUCAUAUGAGAUCCACCCAGAAACUGACGAUGGUGAAGAUGCGAUUUUCAAGUGUAAUGUAAUGCUUGGAUCUGAAGAUAAUAUAUUCGACUUAAAGAUUAUCUUGCCAGAAACCGACAACUUUGAAUACGUCUUUCAUAACAGCACAACUAAACGCCUGAACCAUGAGAUGGCGUUAGUCGGCUACGGUGAACGCGACGGCGACACCUAUUGGAUCAUCAAAAACUCCUGGGGCCCCGACUGGGGAGUCGAAGGAUACUUGCUGAUUUCAUCCCGUAACAACAACUGCGGUAUCGCAACAGAACCAACUUACGUAGUCUACUAAAACAAUCAGAGAGUUUAUCGGAUUAAACAAAUUGAAAAAGCAUGAAACAUGGAUUCGAUUGAGUUUAAUUAUAUAGUGUGAAAUGAAUUAUAAAUAUAUAUUGCAGCAUU